Bombus huntii is the source of this 6151-nucleotide messenger RNA. It is a transcript of the gene Neurl4, whose product is annotated as neuralized-like protein 4. The record is from RefSeq and is a predicted model, not a curated record. The transcript has 17 exons. NCBI's taxonomy places the organism in Eukaryota, Metazoa, Arthropoda, Insecta, Hymenoptera, Apidae. Gene Ontology annotation, molecular function: ubiquitin protein ligase activity. The coding region runs from base 110 to 5260 and encodes 1716 amino acids.
UAGAGAGAGAGACAUACGACGGAAAGUGAGAUAGUGCAGGUAGGAAAACAUUAGUUAAAAGAAGAUAGAGAGAUAGUGGAAAGAAGAAGGCAAUGCAUGGUUUGGUUAUAUGUCGGUGGUCGGUGCACAACAAAUGGUCGACAUGUUUCAUCAACGAUGCGGUCAUCGUGUAACUUUAACAAACAACAAUUGCACGGCCAUAAGGGAUUUUUCAGAAUAUAAUCAUGGAUUGGUUCUCAGCGCGGAACCGCUUAAGGACGAUGAGCUUUUUGAAGUCCGCAUUGACAAAAAGAUGACAUCAUGGAGCGGCAGUAUAGAAAUAGGAGUAACAGAAUGCGAUCCAGAAAUAAUAGAAUUAACAGCCUGUGCUACUAAUCUUCGUCAAGGAACUUGGAUUAUGGUUGAUUCUGGCAUAAUGCAUGAUGGAAUAAGAACGGUAGAAAUGUAUGGAAUGUGUCUUAACGAAUUACAAGAAGGAAGUACUUUAGGAGUAAUGAGGACAUCUAAUCAUGAAUUGAUAUUUUAUAUCAAUGGUGUCUCUCAAGGAGUAGCUGUAUCCAAUAUUCCAGAACGCAUUUUUGCAGUUGUAGACAUGUAUGGCGAUUGUGUGCAGGUGACUAUAACUCACCCACAAGUUGUCUCCACUUUAUGUAACGAGCCAAAAGAUGAAGUUGAAAUUAAUAAUGACUUCGCUCUUGGAGAAGCAUCUAAUUCCUCAACAACUAAUCUAGUCGCUAAUUUGAAUGUUAAUUUAAAUGUUAAUGUUAAUGUUAAUUUACCUAAGAAUCCAAGUCCUGCAGCUAUUAGGGAGGAUAGAUUAAGAUUUCAUGAGAGAGUUGGCUCGCUGGUAAAAUUGUCUAACAAUGCCAGAACUGCAGAAAGGCGAAGACCCUUAGACGAAUUUAAUAAUGGAGUAGUAAUGACUCAUAGGCCAUUAAGGGACAAUGAAUUAUUUGAGGUACGAAUUGAUAGGCUUGUACACAAGUGGUCAGGUAGUAUAGAAGUUGGAGUUACAAUGCAUAGUCCAACAGCAUUAGAAUUUCCAGCAACAAUGACUAAUAUGCGGUCAGGAACAACGAUGAUGUCUGGGUGUGGAAUUUUGGUAAACGGAAAGGGCACAUGUCGUGAAUAUGGGGAAUUUAAUUUAGAUGAAUUAAGGGAAGGUGAUAGAGUAGGCAUGAUAAGACGAAGCAAUGGAAAUCUUCAUUAUCUAAUAAAUGGAUUAGAUCAAGGUAUUGCCGCUAAAGUACCUGUAGGUGUAUGGGGUGUUAUAGAUUUGUAUGGUAUGACGGUAAAAGUAACAAUCGUCGAUCGUGAUGAAAGGGAGGAACAAAACUUAAUUACUAGACGAAACACGUUACAAUUGCAAGGUUUAAAUGAAACCGAAGAAGAGCCGCCAGAUAGACUUAUGUUUCAUUCUUGCUGCGGUACACAUGUCGAAGUGAUUAAUAACGGACGCACUGCGCAUAGGCCUAACGUAAUGGAUGAUUUUAACAACGGUGUUGUAUUGACUUCAAGACCAUUGAAACCAAAUGAAUUAUUCGAAGUGAGGUUGGACAAAAUUGUAACAAAAUGGGCAGGUUCUAUCGAAAUAGGAGUUACCACUCAUUCCCCAACUGAACUAGAGUUUCCUUUCACUAUGACAAACGUUAGAUCCGGUACAUGGAUGAUGACAGAAAAUGGGGUGAUGCACAAUGGUACUAUGAUAAUAGACCAAUAUGGUCAGAAUCUUGAUCGACUACAAGUGGGAGAUCGUGUAGGUGUAAUGAGAAAGGACAAUGCAACAUUGCACUUUUAUGUAAAUGGUGCUGAUCAAGGGGCUGCAGCGAUGAAUGUUCCUGAGAAAGUUUAUGGUGUCAUAGAUCUUUAUGGGCAAGCAGCACAGGCAACUAUAGUUGACAAUACAGACUUCUAUAGUCCUACUACAAACAAUUCAAGCUUCAGCAAUACAACCUUAUAUAGUGAUUUGAGGUUUCAUCAUAUACAUAGUAAGAAUGCAAAAAUAAUAAAUAAUGGAUUGACUGCAUUGAGGCCUAGAGCUUUAGGAGAAUUCAAUGAAGCCAUUGUGAUUGCAAAUCGUGCGCUGCGUGAUGGUGAAAUGUUUGAAGUGACAAUCGAUAAAAUGGUUGAUAGAUGGACAGGAGCAAUUGAAGCAGGUGUAACUCUUAUAAGACCCGACGAGUUGGAAUUUCCAUCUACGAUGACGGAUAUCGAUCACGAUACUUGGAUGUUGUCUGGAUCUAACGUUAUGCGAGAUGGUGUUAUUUUAAGGAAUAAUUACGCUUGUGAUUUAGACAAACUAAUUGAGGGAAAUCGCAUUGGCAUGAUGCGAUGUUCAGAUAGUAGUUUGCAUUAUUAUUUAGAUGGAGUAGAUCAGGGACCUGCUUGUACAGGUGUACCACCACAUGUCUAUCCUGUGAUUGAAUUGUAUGGACAAUGUGUUCAGGUUACAAUUGUACAACCGGAACGCAGGGAUCCAACAACACAACAGUAUUUGCCAUCAGAAAACAGUACUAGUCAACAACCUACAUCAGUAAUUCAGCUUCAAGCUCAGACAGAGAUAAUGCAUAAAUUUCACGAAUCUGUUGGUUUAAAUGUUCAAUUAAAUAACGAUAGAACGGUAGCAACUAGGUGUAGAGAAUAUAAUAAUGCUAUAUUAUUAAGCGAAACACCAUUAGAAAAUAAUGAACUUUUUGAAAUUGCCAUACAAGAAGUAGCUCGUGAAUGGAGUGGUUGUUUAAGGAUAGGUGUUGUGAAAAAUGAAAGUGGAAACUGGUUAACAUCUAUGAAUCUUGUACCUGGCAUGGGGUCCAUUUCAACAGAUGCUUGGUACUUAACAGGUAAUGAAGUAAGACACAAUGGAUAUGUUUUAUGUAUGAAUUAUUGUCCAAGUUUGGAAUGGUUACGUGUUGGUGAUAAAAUUGGACUGAAACGUACACACGAGGGUAAUUUAAAAUUUUAUAUAAAUGGAGAGGAUAUGGGUAUAGCGGCAUCGAGUAUACCGGAAAUGGUGUAUGCUGUGAUCGAUCUUUUUGGUAGUACAGUAACUAUAAAUAUAACGAGUAGUAAACAACAAAAUAAUGCAGUAUCUCCAAAUGCUAGUUUGAGAUUGCAAGAUUCUUUGGAAUUAUUGCUAGAUCCAAUGCCACCAGUUUUGCGAAAUGAUGCUGGAAUGGACACAUCUGUAGAUGUAUCUGAAGGAAAAUUAGUAAACGAUGCAACACUCACACCAACGCAAUCUGCUGCUCAUUUUAUAGGAGAAAACGAUUGGAGUUAUGAAUUCCAUGAAAAUCAUGGCAGAAACAUACAACUCGAAAGUAAGACUUCUGCACGAAGAGUUGCAAGUUAUAAUCAAGGAGUGGUAAUGUCUAGUCGUCCUUUACUAAAAGGAAAGCCAUUUUUAGUGAAAAUAGAGAAAUUGAACAAACGAUGGGUUUCUAAUAUUUAUUGUGGAGUAACUUGCAUUUCACCUGAAAAAGCUAAUUUUCCCUUAACUGCUCUUGGCUUCAAAAAACAUUCUUGGAUUAUUUGUAGCGACUGGAUAUCACAUAAUGGUAUUAGGAUAAAGACAAAGUAUGGAGCUGCUUUGGAAAGUCUUCACUGUAAUUCUAUAGUAGGUUUAUUUAUCGAUGACGACAACAGAUUACACUUAAUUAUCAAUGGUGUAGAUCAAGGCGUAGCUGCAACGGACUUACCACCUUAUGUUUAUGCUGUAUUUGAUCUGUAUGGUCAAUGCGAACAAGUUUCCAUUGUUGCAAAUAAUGCAGAGCCAUUCUCAUCUACUACCGAUAAUAGUAUAACAUCCGUGGAAUCUAUGAGAACGAAGCUAGAAGAUGCGGAAAAUUCGCGAGAGAAAGCAGACUUAGAGUGUCACGAAAAAGAAAACGUCAUCGCAGCUGCUUCUUCGGAUUUAUCUUCCUCUACCUCACCAAGUGUGCCGAGCCAGUGCAGUUCGAAUACUAAAGACGAUGAUAUUGUGGAAUAUGCAACGUGUAACAACGAUAAUGUGCAUUUAACGAAUAAUGUUGAGAACAAAGCUAUGCCCAGUAUCUCAGACGGUAAUAAUUUGGAUUCAAACUCGGAUAUAAAUCACGACACAACACGAAGUAUUAAGAACAAGAUUUACGAUAAUUCAAAUCAGUUGAAUAAUAGCGCGAUAUUGAAUAGUCAGUCAGAAAAUUUGACUAUUAGAAACGAAUGUACAAAUGUAGAGAUAAAUAAUGCAACUAAUAUUAAUAUUAAAAAUGGCACCGCAAACAGCACCAAUAACAUAACUAACUUAAAUACUAACGCUAAUAAUGCGAUAAACGAAAGCAUAGUAUCUAAUAGUCAAGGAAAUAAUAUAAGCUCCUUGCAUCAAAAUAAUGCAUCUGUUAAUAUGUUAAGCUCAUCUCAGACAUUCUCGUCUCAAAAUACAUUGAGUAACGCAAUAUCUGAUAUUUCGAACACUGUUUCUUCUAGUUUCAACGAAGUGCGUUCAAAUAUAUCCUGGAAUAAUACAGUAUCUGUUGAUAAUUCCGUUGGUGGAAAUACGAUUUUAGGACAAAAUACAGUCUCCAUUCAUAAUGCACCAUUGCUGCAUCCAUCGCUACCGUCCAUACCUCUUGGAACAAACAAUAUACCCAUGAAAAAGUGUGAAUAUCUAAAGGCGUGUAUGAGAUUAAAGAAAUCACUGGUUUUACCGGAUGAAUUCUUUUCCUUAGAAGAUGUACUUUGUUAUUGUAACAACUGUUAUAAAGUAGAAGGGGAUAAUGCAAUUUGCAAAAAGGGUGAACCUCCGGCAGAGUUUGCUGUACCGAUUGGAUGGGCUAGGUUUCCAUUGAAACAAAGUAUUAACGCCAAUCAAAUUCCACAGAGUACAACCGAUAAAUGGCAUGUUGCUUUCUAUGGUAUACGUCUGGAUGCAAUUAGACUAAUUCUCGACACAGGAGAACUUAUGACAAAAGAGCAAUUGGAUAUGAGUAAUUUAACAAUGAAUAUAAAGACCGAAGAUCAAAACCCUCAGGUAGUCUUUUCUCCUAGUAUAAAGUAUGCAGCAUCUGAGGAAUUUACCAAGAGAUAUCCAUAUAUUGAUACUCAAUCAAAUAAAAAGUUAAAUGCUUCAACGGCAUUUCAACUACUAGUAAGGCCUGGUUCAUAUACAAUUAAUUCUGGUGGUAAAGAUAGCGAUGACCCGCAGUUCGAAUCUGUCAAAUGGGCUACCAAAGAAGCUGGGGCUACGGUUAUUAUGGCUCUCUUAAUUCACCUCGAUGAAUUUUAAUUUAUAUAACACGAAAGUAAUAGAAGAGAGUGAUCCAGAGUCGCGACGGUUACGAGAGAUACACUUUCGUUUAAGGUUGACAAUUGUACAUAAAGAUUAUAUGCAUAACGUAAUAUAAUUACUGUAAGAUAAGUUUUUAAAAUCAAUUUUUUAUCUUCAAUUAUUCCGUCGAAUCUUUGUCGUGUAUAUUUACGUUGAAUUUUAUGUUAAGUACUUGUCAGUAAAAACGAUAGCGAUCAUUUCGUAAACAUCUGUUAAGGCUUUCGUUACCUUGCUCUUAAUUCAGUAUGCAGUAUUAAAGAAAAAUUCAUGAUAGAUGUAAUUUAUCGACUAUGGAACGAACAAAUUUGUAAUAAUCAGUUCAGCAACGUAUACAGUAGCUUGUAUAUCGAAUGCAUAGUACAUAUGUAUUAUGUUACACGUUUAAUGUAGCUACUGGCCUAGGUUCACAGCGAUAAGGAUUAUGUCGAGUAAAUUCUAAAGGUUUGUCGCUACAUUAAAGAAGCACUUUAACCCUCAAGCUUUACGCCUAACAAAUACCAAAUCUUUAAAUGUUAAUAACAUACAGGUAAAAAUUUCUCUUUCUUUCUCUCUCUCUCUCUCUCUCUCUCUCUCUCUCUCUCUCCUUUUUUUUUUAAAGCACGACCUUUUGCAGCAUCGAUCAAGAAAUAUGUUAUCUGUAUAAUGUAGAAAUAAAGCGAUACCAUUGUAAAUCAUAUUACGAGGCUACCAUAGAAAAUUCAAAAAUUAAAUUCCCACGAAAUUGAAAAUAUUCGGGAAAUAUAAUAACUAUAUUUUCAAAUACGCUGUUUAGAAUUGUAAUUUUUCUUUGUGGAUAUCAUGUGCACUAUUUAUAAAUGCAUACAAAUAAUAUAAGUGGCAAGAAAACGA